Molecule: messenger RNA, 1053 nt
Organism: Exophiala bonariae
Lineage: Eukaryota; Fungi; Ascomycota; Eurotiomycetes; Chaetothyriales; Herpotrichiellaceae
Exons: 1
Coding region: 1-1053 (350 amino acids)
Source: RefSeq, a predicted model, not a curated record
AUGGUGCAUAGUUUAGAACUGGCCACUGCCAGCUCAAGUCUUGGGAAACCCCAAGGCGGGCAUUGCAUCGAGGCAAUACUGCAGGCAGCGGCAGGACAUGGCAUUAAGGGCAUCGAAAUCUGCUACGAAGCAUUACUUCAACACGCAACCCGAAAUGCAGUACCCUUGGAUGAACCUGAAGAGCUUGCCUUGAUUCAGGCCGCAGAGGAUGUGAAAAAGCAAUGUGAUGCUUUGGAUCUUGUUGUUAUUGUUCUGCAACCGUUUCAUUCCUACGAAGGUCUCCUCGACAAAGAGGCGCACCAGCAUGCAAUUCGCAAAUGGUCCCAUUGGCUCGUACUUGCCCAUACGCUUGGCUGCGAUAUUGUUCAGAUGCCUUCCAAUUUCAUGCUUUCGGGCACAACUGGAAACUUUGGAAGAGUCGUUGCCGACUUGGUCGAAAUCGCUGAACUUGCCCUCUGCGCUUCCCCACCUGUCCGCAUUGCGUAUGAGAGUGUUGCAUGGGGUACUCAUUGCGACUCAUGGGAGCAGAGCUGGGACAUCGUCAAAGCAGUCGACAGACCCAACUUUGGGCUCUGCUUGGACACUUUCCACAUUGCUGGUCGAGUUUGGGGCGACCCCUCGGUCCCUGGGGGAAUGAUUCCAGAUGCAGAUGCGAAACUUGCUGCUUCUCUGUCCCGCCUUGUACGCGACGUUGACCCAAACAAGGUAUUCUAUGUACAGCUGUCUGAUGCGGAGAAGCUAUCGGAUCCGCUGGUAGCAGGACAUCCCCUCUAUGUGGAAGGCCAGCCGUGUCGGAUGACGUGGUCACGAGCUGCAAGGCUUUUCCCGUGCGAAGAGCAUCUUGGAGGAUAUCUGCCAGUCUUAAGUGUCGUACGUGCAAUUGUCAACGAACUGGGCUAUCGUGGUUGGAUCAGCAUGGAGACUUUCUCGCGACACCUCUGGCAGUCGGAUUCGAGUGUUCCAAGCCAUUAUGCCAAUCGCGCUGAGUUGUCAUACAAAACAGUGUGGGAGAAACUGGGCUGGGGAGAACUGCUGGAGGCAACUGGGGCUUGA